Tribolium madens (black flour beetle) is the source of this 2160-nucleotide messenger RNA. RefSeq names its product protein Wnt-4-like. The record is from RefSeq and is a predicted model, not a curated record. Gene Ontology annotation, biological process: neuron differentiation; canonical Wnt signaling pathway; cell fate commitment. Gene Ontology annotation, molecular function: cytokine activity; frizzled binding. Bases 672 to 1499 code for a protein of 275 amino acids. Lineage: Eukaryota; Metazoa; Arthropoda; Insecta; Coleoptera; Tenebrionidae. The transcript is spliced from 4 exons. Gene Ontology annotation, cellular component: extracellular region.
UCUACUAAAUACUACUUCAUAGGCUGUCUGCGGAUAACUACCAAAUUUUCUAACUACUAAAAGAACUCUACUGAGUUAAAAAUGUUACAAAAAUAAUAAUCUGAGACUGAAAACCUGUCUCCGUGUAUGUUUUAAAACCAUAUUUACAUUCAUUUAUUAUAAGAAAAAAAAACUAUAAAACGUAAACAGCUAGGUAAGGUUGCGGGUUGCGGUCUACUCUUCGAGAGUAUUAAUUGGAAUUAUAUCCACUAAUUUUUUCAUGUGACCUCACCUCAAAAAAUCACAUGGAUUUAAAACUGGUGAUCGUGGUGGCCAUGCAACUGAACCUUGGCCCCCAAUAAUCCAUCUCUUGGGAAAACGGUUAUUUUCACGUUCAACAUUCAGUACAAAUAAUUACACCUAACAAGGACAAAGAGACACACUGAACGACUCGUGAAAAUCAAGUGGGGGAAAAUGCAAGAAAGAAUUUUAGAGACAAAAUUUCUUUGGUCUUCAAAUUAACGAAUUAUUUUAGUGGUUACCGGAUCUACUAGUUAUCAGCAAACACUCUGUAUUGUUUUGUGGUUAAUGAUUACACCAGAACUUAAUUAAGAUUUGAGACGCAUACUUCAAAUCAAAUCUCUUUAUAAGUCCAUAUAUUCCAGGUUAUAGGAAAUGGCGCCAGGUUGGCGAUGGACGAAUGCCAACAUCAAUUUAGGAAUAGUAGAUGGAAUUGUACAGCGUUUCCCGAAAAAAAUGUAACGUUUGGAAAUGUGAUCACAAUUAGAAGUAGAGAAGCUGCGUACUUAUCAGCAGUAUCAGCAGCAAGCGUAGCUUUCGCAGUGACGCGAGCGUGUUCGAAAGGAGAUUUAACAGACUGUUCCUGCGACACAAGAAUCCGCCAGAAAAAAUCGCACAAAUGGAAGUGGGGCGGCUGUUCCGAAGACAUCAAAUACGGAGAGAAAUUUAGCCGGGAAUUUUUAGAUUCGAAAGAGGAUGCCAACACAGCAAAUGGACUCAUGAAUCUUCACAACAACGAAGCAGGAAGAAGAGGUGUUAAAUCGAGGAUGGUUCGUACUUGUAAAUGCCACGGAGUGUCUGGUUCUUGCAGUAUGCAGAUUUGCUGGAGGCGUCUUCCGCCUUUUCGACAGGUCGGUGAGGCUCUUUUCCAAAGAUACGAAGGGGCUUCUCAUGUGAAAUUCGUCGAGAGGAAGUGGAGGAAGAAACUGAAAGCUGUCAGUCCGGAUCUGAAAAAACCUAACAAAACGGAUCUAGUGUAUCUGGAUGAUUCUCCCGAUUAUUGCGAGAAAAAUGAAACGCUCAGUAUUUUGGGAACUCAUGGUAGAAUAUGCAAUCGGACCAGUCAAGGAAUUGACGGUUGCAGAUUGCUUUGUUGUGGCAGAGGCUACCAAACGAGAGUCCGCGAAGUCGAAGAAAAAUGCAAGUGCCACUUCGUGUGGUGCUGCAACGUUGUCUGUGACAUUUGCAGGUAUAGGAGAGAAGAACACGUUUGCAACUAGACUAUGAACUGACGAUCGACUGAAGAUACCGAAGACUACGACAUUAUACUCAGAAAACGUCCUCAUCUUAUUAACAUGAUAACAAAGAGAGAACUCUUCAUUUUCCAUUUUUCAAACUGUAGAUAAUUGUAAUAACUCGUUUUCUCAAAAUUUGUCUGUUUAGAAUUAGAUGGUAGACGUUUUAUACAAUUUUAGAAUCCAAAAAAUCGUAGACAUUCGUUGCAAUUUUCUCAACCUCACGACUGCUUCGACCAUUCUCAUCCAAUAAUUGUAUCAUCACGUUGUAUAUUUAUUUAUGUGUUUGCACCUAGUACAUAAAAUAAUUUUAAUAAUGUGAAAUGUAUUGAGAUUUAUAUAGAUCUGUACAUAGAUUUUUAAUAUAUUUAUUAGGUACUUAACUGUAGUAAAGCUAAGUUCAUUGUACAUAGUAACAUAGUUAAUUUAAACAUAAACGUAAUUUAUGUCGUGUUCAAUCAAAAUAUUAAAACAAGCUCAUCUAUGAACUACUCUGGUGAUAAAAUUUAUUUUUCCAGUGUAUUACAUGUGCCAUAAAAUCCAUUCGAUCCGUCGAUUUAUCUUAUAAACUCUUUUGUCUCUACUGUGUUUACAAAAAUCAAUACCGUAAGAAAUUAUUAUUAAUAAACUCUUUGUGUACAAAUAA